ACGGACCGCUUGAGAGAGAGAGAGAGAGAGAGAGCUAGAGAGAGAGAGAGAGAGAGAGAGAGAGAGAGAGAGAGAGAGAGAGAGAGAGAGGGAGAGAGAGAGAGAGAGAGAGAGAUAGAGAGAGAGAGAGAGAGAGAGAGAGAGAGAGAGAGAGAGAGAGAGAGAGAGAGAGAGAGAGAGAGAGAGAGACAGGGGCCGAGGUCCCUAUCUUCCUGAAGUUGCUGGCUGACACAGGGGCCAGGAGA
Molecule: messenger RNA, 245 nt
Organism: Closterium sp. NIES-67
Lineage: Eukaryota; Viridiplantae; Streptophyta; Zygnematophyceae; Desmidiales; Closteriaceae
Source: the annotation of a GenBank genome assembly